AUGGCAACUUUGCGUCAGUAUACCAGCCUCCGAGACACCGUGAGGGCGGACAUAGCCAGGUUCCACCCCUGCUCCGACAGCUCCUCGGGCAUAUCGACCCCGGAAGAGAAGGCAUCUGCCCUUAUCCCUGGGGUGCAAAUCUCUCGUCCAGACGAACAAGAUGGUUCUGUUACCUUUCUGGUUGGCUGGAAAGACGGUGACCUUCACAAUCCUCAGAACUGGAGCCGCCCCAAGAAAUGGUUUUGCACGGUAGCAACCUGUCUAAUCGCCUUGGCCAUCACCAUCCCCGGUACCAUAGACGCCCCAGUCUCCGAUGCCUUUAAUGAACACUAUGGCGUGGGUGCAAUUGCGGGGUCCAUGACCACUGGUAUGUAUCUAAUUGGUGUGGGCUUUGGCUCGCUGUUUGUCGGUCCUAUUUCGGAAACCUUUGGCCGCAAUUUUGUCUACUUCACCAAUUUGGCUAUUUUUAUGCUCUUCGUCAUGGGAAAGGCACUAGCUCCUAACUAUGGAGCUGCCAUUGUCUUUCGUUUCUUAACCGGUUUCUUUGGUGCCGCUCCGAUGACCGUUGCGGGUGGCACGGUGGGUGAUCUGUGGAACCCUCUCGAGCUCACGUUUAGCCUACCGUUUGUAACUUUGGCGUCGUACUCUGGGCCUAUCCUUGGUCCUAUAAUUGGCGCUUACAUUCCAGGAUCCACAUUCAAAUGGGUCGACUGGAUCUCCCUCAUCAUCGCCGGAGCAGUCUUCAUAUUUGUGGCCAUAUUUCAGCCGGAAACCUACGGCCCGUUGCUACUGCAAUGGAGAGCCAAACAUCUUCGAGAUCAGACAGGAGAUUCUCGCUACCAGGUCGAUGAGUAUGCAUCUGCUAGCUCUCUUGGUCGUCGUCUUCUUGUCAAUGUCUACCGUCCUUUUCAGAUGACCUAUACUGAGCCGAUCAUCCUGGUUUUCUCCUUCUACCUGGUCCUCUUAUACAUUGUAUUGUUCACCUUUCUGAAUGGAUUUCCCUUCAUCUUCACCAACACUUACGGCAUCUCCACCUCUCUCACCUACGUCAUCUUCGUGUCCAUGCUUGCGGGAGACGCCGUUGCCCUCGUGCUCAUACCGAUCCUCUAUCGUUGGACCAAGCAGGCGGCGGCUAAGGCUGCGGCCGAAGGAAAAGCCCUACAGGCGGAGGUAUCACUCUAUUGGGCAAUGGUUGGGGGCUCGAUUUUGAUGCCAAUCUCCUUGUUCUGGAUGGGAUGGACCUGCCAUGUAAGUCGUCACUGGCUCGUUCUGCGAAACCCCAACAUUACUGACAGAAGGACACAGCCCGGUGUCAGCAUCUGGUCACCAAUCAUCAGCACGUUCGUUUUCGGCUACUCUCUCGUCACCAUCUUCACGGCGACAUACCUCUACAUCUGUUUCGUGUACACGACCUAUGCCGGUUCCGCCCUCGCCUUCGUGUCGUUCAGCCGCUAUGUUAUCUCGGGCGCAUUACUGCCCGCAUCUGUGCCGAUGUACCAACAUAUGACUCCGCACUGGGUGCUCACCAUGGUGGGUAUCUUGGCUACCAUAAUGGCUCCUGUGCCAUUCUUACUCUACCGCUAUGGUCACCGAAUUCGGGCCAUGAGUAAGCACGUUCAGAAUAAGGCUUGA
Messenger RNA from Aspergillus costaricaensis CBS 115574, 1632 nucleotides. RefSeq names its product C6 transcription factor. Bases 1 to 1632 code for a protein of 543 amino acids. Gene Ontology annotation, biological process: transmembrane transport. The record is from RefSeq and is a predicted model, not a curated record. NCBI's taxonomy places the organism in Eukaryota, Fungi, Ascomycota, Eurotiomycetes, Eurotiales, Aspergillaceae. The transcript has 2 exons. Gene Ontology annotation, molecular function: transmembrane transporter activity.